Pelagomonas calceolata is the source of this 625-nucleotide messenger RNA. The record is from the annotation of a GenBank genome assembly. Lineage: Eukaryota; Pelagophyceae; Pelagomonadales; Pelagomonadaceae.
CGGGCGAAAGCGGCCGGCGACUCCGCUAGCUUGGGCCCGCUUUUGUGAGAUGCUCUCUGGCAAAAAGCGGCGGCCCGAGCACGCGAAACGGCUCGUUGGCGCGUUCAGAGCCGUUUCGUGAAGCAUCAGGCCAGUGUUACCAGCGCUGAGCACCAGAGCCGCUCCGGAGCUGGGCCACAUUUGUGCCACAAGUGUGCUGCCACAGUACACGCUGUCGCCGCGCGCGAUGUGGAGAGAUUAUGCGCGACUCAGUGGGCUUGCAGCCAUCUGGCUCGUCAUGGUCGGCAGCUACUGGACGCACCCGGCGCCCGCGUCGCUGGCCGGCAUCGCGCUGCCGAAGGACGUGGGCCGCUGGCUGAACCGCGGCGCGCUGUGUCGCGAGGUCGCUACGCGCUGCGCGAAAGGCAACAGCUGCGGCGACGGCGUCAACGAGCGCUGCGGCAGAGCCGCGUCCGCGGCUGUCUUGCGCGCCUCGGGCCGCUGCCGAAGCGCGCUCGCGGCCAUCGAGCCCGCCGACGGCGCCGCGCCGGUCGUCGCACGCGCGCGCGAUUGCCUGCGGCACGCGUAUCGAUACGCGUUCCGGGGUGAGGGGUUGCCGGCGCCGCGGCUUGUGGGCGACGUGUAG